AUGUCCCUAGGGACCUUCUUGCAGGAUGAGAAUUUUGGCUCAUGGGCUGAUGAGAUGGAGGACAUGCCCUUGCCUUCCUCAGACAGUCGACCUAGCUACGGAGGCGGAAGCGGCCCACGAACCUUCGGCCCAUCUAGUGGCAUGGGCAAUGGAUAUUCGGACCGACGAGACACAUACCAGACCCGCGAACAACUCCCGCUUCCUACCCAACCUCCGUUUACCGCCCACUUGGCAAAUCUAUCAUUUGACGCCACUGAAUCAGACGUCAGUGACUUCUUCAGGGAGUGCCAGGUUACAAGUGUCCGGAUCGUUGAAGACAAGCUCGACCGCAAACCCAAAGGUUUCGGUUACGUUGAGUUUGCGACACUCGAUGGCUUGAAGGCUGCAUUGGACCUGAGCGGCAACAACUUGGCAGGCCGUCAAGUUCGCGUCAGUGUUGCAGAACCUCCGAAAGAUAGACAGGACACCCGAGACUUUAGCGACUGGUCGAGGAAAGGGCCUCUUCCGGACCUGCCAAGAGAACAACGCAGAGUUUCUGAUCGACAAGGUGGAUUUGGCGGUCGCAACUUUGACAACACAUCAGAUGCGGGAAGCGACCGAGGUGGCCGACGUGGAUUCGACCAAGGAGAUGGGAAGGUCAGGGACUUUUCGAACUGGGAGAGAAAGGGCCCUUUGUCACCUAGUGCGGCUGCACCAACCUCUCUGCGUGAAGGAGGUAGACAACAUAGCAAGGACGGUCCCGGAGCCUUCCGCCGGAACUCACCUGCUUGGGGUGAAGGGCGAUCUCAGGAUGGCUCCCGGCCACCGAGGCGUGAGUACACUGAACGGCCACCCCCGGACCGGCAACCUACAGCACCUGAGCUCGACAACCAAUGGCGAGCAAGAAUGAGACCAGACCCUCCGGCCAAAGCACCAACUCCUGAAGCCAGCGAGCCAUCCUCUCCGGGCCCGGCCGCUGCUCCAACAACCAGACCGAAAUUGCACUUGCAGAAGAGGACAGUCUCUGAGGCAGAGCCGUCGCAGUCUCCUGCAUCCGGCGGCGAUGCAAAGGCUAGUCCCUUUGGAGCGGCCCGCCCCGUCGAUACGGCUGCUAAAGAGAAGGAAGUUGAGGAAAAGCGGCAACUUGCCCUUCGGCAGAAGAAAGAGGCAGAGGACAAGGCCAGGGCCGAGAGGGCCGAAGAGAAGCGUCAGGCAAGGGAAAAGGCAGAGCCUGAAAAGUCCAAGGAAGCGCCUAGCAAGGAGGCCAAAGAACCUAAUCCCGUGAAGGAGGAGGGUGAAGAAACAACGCAACCCCCUGCUCCCAAAUUUGAUAUCCUCCGUCGCGCCGACAGCGGUGUCAACGACAUGCUUGCAGAAGAGGAAAAUGAGGAAGAGGGCAACGUUCAACUCCCGGUCGAUGACAAGGCGGUCAAGCCCAAGGAGGUGGUGCAGGACCCCGCUUCCACCAAAUCGAAUGGUUCUUGGAGAAGUGCUCAGCCUCCACAAGCACCUGAGGGAAGCACAACCGCGGCAUUGGAAGAAGAUGGCUGGAGCACGGUGUCAAAGCCGAACAAGCAGCGUAACAGCCGUCGGAACGUGCCUCACCGAGCCAUUGCGUCAUGA
Messenger RNA from Capronia coronata CBS 617.96, 1602 nucleotides. RefSeq lists its product as uncharacterized. The transcript has 5 exons. Bases 1 to 1602 code for a protein of 533 amino acids. Lineage: Eukaryota; Fungi; Ascomycota; Eurotiomycetes; Chaetothyriales; Herpotrichiellaceae. The record is from RefSeq and is a predicted model, not a curated record. Gene Ontology annotation, molecular function: RNA binding.